This is a messenger RNA of Annulohypoxylon maeteangense, 2189 nucleotides long. RefSeq names its product HET-domain-containing protein. The transcript has a single exon. The record is from RefSeq and is a predicted model, not a curated record. Lineage: Eukaryota; Fungi; Ascomycota; Sordariomycetes; Xylariales; Hypoxylaceae. The coding region runs from base 154 to 2079 and encodes 641 amino acids.
GCGCUGUUUGAGAUAAGUCUAGCGGAACGCAUUAUCCCGUUCGCUCGCACGCCAGAAACGCCAUAUUUCGAGAGACCAAAGUUCCUCAGAAACAAGCCAAAGGCCAAAUCUCAGCACAGGGCACCAGCGUGGGACCCGAGCAAGGAUCCAGAAAUGAAUCUUCCUUGGCGAUACGACUGGGGCGAUUUUGUCGCUUUAUCGUAUGUCUGGGGAGAUCCAUCGAUUAGGGGGGAAAUAUAUGUCAACGAUGUGCCUAUGUCGGUGACAGCCAAUCUUGAGUCGGCGUUGCGGGAGUUGCGACACCAUAUGCGUAUCCAGCAGGGCUUCUACGUGUGGGUCGACGCGCUAUGCAUCAACCAGGAAGAUCUCGACGAACGGGCCGCACAAGUUGGGCGAAUGAAGGAAAUCUACCAUACUGCGUGGCACGUCGUCAUAUGGCUUGGCCCUGAAGCCGACCGAAGCGAUCUAGCUAUGCUGGCGCUGCGAUAUAUGAGUGUCGAAUCGGAGCGGGGAGAUGUACUGUCUAAACUGUACAAAAGGGUCGAAUUCUAUGUCGUUCGGCUGCCGUUUAUGCAAUGGAAGCACGAACAUACCGUCCUGCAAAUACGCAAAGGCGCGCUCAACGCCAUUCAUCACCUCCUUUCUAGGCCAUAUUGGCGUAGACUAUGGAUUAUCCAAGAAGUCGUACUGGGAUCUAGAAAUUCGCCCGUGCUCUGUGGCGGUAGUUCAAUCCUAAUCAGAGACAUCUUCAAGUCUCUGCAGGUUAUGCAGGGAGAUGGUGACUCUUUAGGCCAAUAUGUCAUCAUGUCAGCUAGAGGUACAGGCAACCUCAAACGAAAAUGGAGCGUUAAGGACGACACCUACGAGAUAUCCGAGAAGUUAUGGGAAAGACCUGUCGCGAUGGCAGCAUUACAAGCUUUGGACACAAACCUCUCAACAACGAAUAGGGGCGUAUACGACGCCUUGCUUCUCAGCCGCGAAGCCAAGGCCACCGACGAAAGAGACCGCGUCUACGGCAUUCUCGGUCUACCUCACCUCGCACGGCUCGUCAAGAUCCACCCCGACUACAACCGCACCGCACCCCAAACCUUCACACUCUUCUCAGCACGCCUCCUCUCCAGCGGAAACCUCAACGGCCUCCGUCUAGUAAACAGCCCCGUACCACCCAUAGGCACUCGGUACCUAAAAACAAGCCACUUCUCGCGCCCACGCAAACCCAGACUAAUCCACCGCCACCGCACCAUCCACCGAGGAUGCGAGCACGGCCUUCCCUCCUGGGUAAUCUGCUGGUCCUGCCCACGCAACCCCGCGCAACCCUUCAACAACCGCUCCAGCACUCUCCCCGCCUUCACAUCCCUGCCCCCGCCCUCACCCCCCCAAAUCGAAAACGACCGCCUCCUAACAGUCCAAGGCAUACUCUUCGAAGAACUCACAAACCUAAGCGCCUUCCACGCAACCGAGUCCUCAAAACUCUACCCCCUCUCAUCCCCCUCCCCAGCCCCCAGCCCGUACGGCAACCGCUCCUCCACGCGCUCCGCGCUCGCACACCUUCUAACGGGCAACGACCCCUCCGGCCCCGACCCCCACCUUCUCCUGCUCCCGCGGCUGUGGGAAACCGGUAUCAUGACCGUCGACGGGAACAUCUUCGGGGUGAAAGACUUCUUCUACCGGAACCGGACGCUCCGACUCUGGGACGCCUGGACGAUCGAGACGUUGAUACGCGAAGAGACGAAAGGACAGACGAUAGACCGGGUGCGCGCGAGCGCGAGCACGGCGCCGAGGUUACGGCGCAUCACGGAGGGGCAUCGGGACGCGCUGAAUACCGCGAUGAGGAUGCUGGCGUGGCGACGGCUGGUUACGACCGAAAGCGGGUACCUUGCUCUCGUGCCGGCUGCGAGUCAGGCCGGGGAUGUGAUUGCGGUGUUGUCUGGGUGCGAUGCACCGCUUGUGCUGCGGCCGGAGAUUGAAGGGCGGUAUUCGGUUGUUGGGGAGGCUUAUGUGCAGUGGGUUACUGGCGGGGAGGUGCAGCAGAGGCUGGAUAAGGGGAUUUGUGUUUUGGAGGAUUUGUGUAUCUGUUAAGGUGGGAGGGGAUUUCUUUAAAAAGGGGGGUUGAUCACGUGAUACCCCUUUUCUUCACUCUGGCAAGUCAUAUACAAGUGUAUAUUUAGAACGGUUGUACUUGUGUUAUG